ACACGUGCGACUUGCCUUUAGAGUUGUCUUUGUAGCGCAUGGCGAGGAAAACUAUUUAUUUUUGACCAUCAGGACAACCUUAACUGAUUAUUUCGAGGAUGGGGAAAGGAAAAAGGAAGAAGAGAAAGACCCAUCAAGAUCCAACAGAAGCAGAAAUCAACAAAAUACCUCACAGUUUUGUCAUGCACAGGGGGGAUGUGGGGAAAUGUGUGCUUCAACUUGAGAUGGACUUGAGACAUGUUAUGGAACCGUACACUGCAACUAAUUUAAAGGUAAAUAAGAAAAAUGUUUUGAAGGACUUUGUUCAUGUUGCUGGCCCUCUGGGUGUGACGCACUUACUGAUGCUGUCGAAAACUGAAAUUGGAACAUAUUUGAGGUUUUGCCGCAUACCUAGAGGACCAACACUGACAUUCAAAAUUCAAGAGUAUUCACUUGUGAGGGAUGUGAUAUCUUUACUUAAAAAACCCAAGACAUUUGGAAGUCAAUUUAAGAAGCCUCCUUUGCUGGUGUUGAAUGGAUUCUCCACGGAUAGCUUAUCAAUGAAGCUGAUGACCACAAUGUUUCAAAAUUUAUUUCCUUCAAUCAACAUCCAAAAGGUUCACCUCUCAGGAAUAAGAAGAUGCGUUUUGUUGAAUUACAACUCAGACACUAAAAUUAUUGACUUCAGGCAUUAUAAUAUUCAAGCUGCUCCCAUUGGAAUAAGCCGUGGAGUGAAAAAACUGAUUCAAACAAAACUUCCUAACAUGGCACAACUGAGUGAUAUCAGUGAUUAUGUCCUGAGAGGUGGAUGUGGUUAUGGCUCAGAGAGUGAAGGUGAAGAACCAGUUGACUCGAGGGUGACCUUACCACAGAAUGUACCAGGAAGGGGAAAUGUUAAGGCACAACAAAGUGCAAUACGUCUUACUGAGCUUGGGCCCCGAAUGAGCCUUCAGCUUGUGAAGAUUGAAGAAGGAUUGUGCUCAGGGGAGGUUCUUUUUCAUGAAUUUGUGAAAAAGACAGCAGAGGAAAUAAAAGAGAUGAAAAGGCGUAGAGAUGAAGCAAGGAAAUUAAAGGAGCAAAGAAAGAAACAGCAACAAGAGAAUGUCAAGAGGAAAGAAAAAGAGAAAGCUUUAAACAAAGUGCGAAGUAUAGAAGGACAGAAAAAGAACCUAAAGCUUAAGGAAGGUGGUGAUAACAUUGAUGAUGUUAAUAUGGACACAGGUGACAUAGUGGAUAAUGAUGAUGCAGACUGGUACAGACAGGAGGUUGGCGAAGAACCUGAUCCUGAGCUUUUUCCAAAAGUCCACAAAAAGAAAAGGCCUAGAGAUGUUGCAACAGUUCCUGGUAAAAAGAGGAAACAUUCUGAAAUAGUUGAUAACUCAGAAACAACCAAGAUAUCCUUAAAAGAAACAGAACAUCGAAAAUACAAGCAAGAGAGAAAAGUCAAGAAAUCUGUGAAAUUGAAGCCAUUAAAAAAAGGUGUCAAGAAAGGAAAGAAAGUUAAAUUUGGAAGGAAGUCAAAAUAGGGAAGAAAAUAAGAAAACCAAUGAUGCGUCUGAUCCUGAAACAUAAAUGUAUAACUUGACUGGUAUUGAUCGAGGAUACAGACUCCUUUUGUCACUGUUCUUUUAAUAUACAGAGGAGUGAGUGGAGUUUAAAAAGAUUUUUAUAGGAACUUGCUGACUUUGUAUUAAA
Pocillopora verrucosa is the source of this 1674-nucleotide messenger RNA. RefSeq lists its product as uncharacterized. Gene Ontology annotation, biological process: ribosomal large subunit assembly; rRNA processing. NCBI's taxonomy places the organism in Eukaryota, Metazoa, Cnidaria, Anthozoa, Scleractinia, Pocilloporidae. Gene Ontology annotation, molecular function: rRNA binding. Gene Ontology annotation, cellular component: preribosome, large subunit precursor. The record is from RefSeq and is a predicted model, not a curated record.